CUCCAUGCUCCUUCCAGCAGUCCUGAAAACUUAAAAAGCUUUGGUUUGCAGCUGAUCUAUAGCAAAAGUUUACCUAUGGCAGAGCAAUGUGGUGGAGGCUGGCUCAGCUCUGUCCCUUGAUCCUGUCCAUGUGCCCACUGGCUUUAACACCAGCCCAGGCCACAGCGUGCAGGGAGCUCCAGGCACUGCCUUCCCACGGAAGGAGCAGCAGAGAUGUUAAUUCUCCAGCUCCUGUUGACUGUCAGCUGAGCCAGUGGUCAGGAUGGACUGAUUGCUUCCCUUGCCAAGAGAAAAAACACCGGUACCGGCGGCUGGUGCAGCCAGCAGAGUUUGGAGGGCAACGCUGCGCGGGGCACCUCUGGGAUGAGCAAGCCUGUCGAGCUGAGACAACGUGCUCAGGGCCACCAGGGUGUGGGCAGGACUUCCAGUGCGAGGAAACAGGGCGCUGCAUUCAACGGCAUCUCGUGUGCAACGGAGACAGAGACUGCAGAGAUGGGUCUGAUGAGGAUAAUUGUGAGGAUGAAGAUAUUGAAAGCCCUUGUGAACAUCUGUUCCCAAUCCCAGGGGUGGAAAAAAUAGUCCAAGGAUACAACAUCCUGACACAGGAAGGGCGGCAGAACAUUUACGACCCCGGGUUUUUUGGGGGGCUCUGUGAGUACGUGUACAACGGGGAGUGGCGGGAGCUGCGGUACGACGCCGCCUGCGAGCGCCUGCACUACGGGGACGACGAGAAGUAUUUCCGCAAGCCUUACAACUUCCACGUGUACCAGUUCCUGGCUCAUGCUGAUUCUGGAUUUUCUUUUGAGUUUUACGACGAUUCAAAGGACCUGCUUGACGCCCUUAAAAGUGAUAAAUCCAAAACAACGGGCUUCACCAUUGGAAUUGGGCCUGGAGGUGCAACUCUCAUGUUAAACCUGGGCCUCACUUUAUCAGGUGGCAAAGGAUCCCUGAAGAAUUUCACACAGUAUGAUGCAAAGGAGGUUGGAUUCAUUAGAGCUGUGACCAAGGUGCAGACAGCCCGCUUCAAGAUGAGAAGGGACAACAUUGUUUUGGAUGAAGAUGUGCUGCUCUCCCUGCAGGACCUCCCAGACACCUACAACUAUGGCAUGUAUGCCAAAUUCAUCAACGACUACGGCACCCACUUCAUGACGUCCGGCACCAUGGGGGGUGUCUUUGAGUACAUCCUUGUCAUCAAUAAGGAGGAAAUGCGAAGAAAAGCCAUCAGCAUCGAGGAGAUAAGUGCCUGUGUUGGCCUGUCCCUUGGCAUUACAGCCAGCAAGGAGAACCUGGAUCUGGGUGUAACUCUGACACACUCUGACUGCAAACAGAAAGGACUCCUGAAUACUGAUGCUGAGAGCCACAGUGCAGUUGUGGAAGAUAUUAUUCCCCGGAUUAGAGGGGGAGAUACCAGUUACAGCGGAGGGCUCCUGAAGAGUUGGGAUGGCAAAAUGUAUCGUCACUGGGGCAGGUCAUUAAAAUAUAAUCCUGCUGUUAUUGAUUUCCAGCUGCAGCCCAUCCACGAAAUCCUCCGCAGGAGCAACCUCGGCCGCGUGGAGAGCAAAGGGCAGCACCUGAAGAGGGCUCUGGAUGAGUUCCUGCUGGAAUUCAGCCCCUGCCGCUGUGGGCCGUGCCUCAACAACGGGGAGCCCGUGCUGGUGGGUGACACCUGCUCCUGCCAGUGCCGCCCUGGCUACAGAGGACCCGCCUGCCAGCACACUGAGCGCCCAGGUGGUGAGACGGACGGGCGCUGGAGCUGCUGGUCGGGCUGGUCCCCGUGCCAGGCGGGGACGGCGCGGCGCAGCCGGCAGUGCUCCAACCCUGCCCCGCAGCACGGCGGGCAGCCCUGUGCUGGGAGAGACCUCCAGAGCAGAGCCUGCUGAAAGCACAAGGUGCCUGGGACGGGGUGGUUUGGAACCUGGGCUGGGCUGUAAAUACUCCAGGCGUGCGAUGGAAUUACCGCUGGGAGGAAUAAUUGACCGGUGAUGUGCUGGACUCAUUGUGUCAAACCUACAUGUGCUACAUGUGCUGGAUUCACUGUGUCAAACCUGACCAAGUGCUCCCAUGGUUUUGCCCCACCAGAUGUGAUGGGAGCCCCAUCGGUGCCCAGCACGGCUGCAGCAGCACAGGAGGUGGCACAAAAUCCACACCCAAAAGGAGGUGGAGCUGCUGGGUGACCACGGGGCUACAGCGUGUCAUGAAAUAAAUUCACUGCGAGUGUUUACACAACUGA
Vidua macroura (Pin-tailed whydah) is the source of this 2230-nucleotide messenger RNA. It is a transcript of the gene C8A, whose product is annotated as complement C8 alpha chain. The record is from RefSeq and is a predicted model, not a curated record. Gene Ontology annotation, cellular component: membrane attack complex. The transcript has 11 exons. Gene Ontology annotation, molecular function: protein binding. Lineage: Eukaryota; Metazoa; Chordata; Aves; Passeriformes; Viduidae. Bases 87 to 1880 code for a protein of 597 amino acids. Gene Ontology annotation, biological process: immune response.